Atta colombica is the source of this 432-nucleotide messenger RNA. RefSeq lists its product as uncharacterized. The record is from RefSeq and is a predicted model, not a curated record. Lineage: Eukaryota; Metazoa; Arthropoda; Insecta; Hymenoptera; Formicidae. The transcript is spliced from 3 exons. Bases 1 to 432 code for a protein of 143 amino acids.
AUGGCGAAAUUAAAUUAUUCCAUCGAGAAGAAUGAGGAGAAGCCAGUUAAAGUUAUAAAUUUUACGAAAAUUAGUGUGGCCUUAACAUGUGUUUGGCCACCACCACCGAAUGCAACGAAAUUUGACAUCAUUUCAUUCAAAAUUUUGUGGUACAUGUGUUACUUGAGCAAUAUCUUAUUGUUGCUUCCAUUGCUAAGUUCAAUUUAUGAAUACCUUGAUGAUCCCGUGAUCUUAGCAAAAUCAGUUUGUCUUUGUUGUGCAGUUCUUCAAGUCACAAUCAAAAUGAUGGUAUGCUACAUCAGGCAAAAUUGCUUUCAGACCAACAGCAGCUGGCUGAUCGGAGAAAUUGACGAAGUGGAUCUGGCACCCAGCAUCCUACAGCUGACGGCACCUUCUCCGACGGUUAUCUUAUACAUCGCUAUCGCCAAGUAG